CAGUGUGGUGUUCACUGCAGGUCAUAUAAAACUCACGUCUUCCCUAUAACACCUUCAUUAGUAUUCAGUGAUAAUGCCAAGAAACGUGGAGCUAAAUGCUAGAUAUUAUAUAUAAAUGUUGUGUUAAUUUACUAUGUGUUGAGGGUUAGAAAGGGGUUUUAUUGCGUAGAGAAGGGGUAAAAAAUGGGACCACCCACCAGCAAGCCACGCCUUUUCAGACAGUCUUGAGAGACCCCGCCCCGUCUCUCCCACCUGUGGACGGGGGAGUAGAGGAAUGAUUUUUGUGUGACCCAAAAUAGUCCCAGCCCGAGACCAUCAACAACUUGUCUUCUCCCAACCCCUCCCACCCCCGCUGUUGCCGGACACCAUAACACUUCGAUUGAAUGUCUGGCGGGUGCUUGUGUGUGUAUGUGUGAGAACUGACUUCAGACAGGUCUGAACAGAGCUCAGUGGGGACCUUGCCAGAAGCACCGACCAUUGGCAUCCCCGGUAGCCUCCCCUGGUGUCCAUUCUCGCCAAGAGGAGACGCGAAAAGUUUAGAAGCAGUGAACAGAAUCAGCUGAAGAUGACAUCUUUUUGGGGAUUCCUGUCCGAGGGCAUACUACUACUGGUUCUGGCAUUAUGGUGGAUGAUAAAUACUUCUCGUGAAGUCAUUAAGUGUGAGCAAAAUGGCGCCACUUUCAAUCCGAAAAUCACCUACACCUGGCGCGGCACGCACGUGCCAGUAGAAAUCUUCUAUAAACUAUUCAUUACUGCCUUUGGCCUUUUCGGGCAACUCUUCUACUCUAGCUGGAGUUUCCAUGACGACAAGGGUGACUUCCAGAACAUGGUGCCGCUAAUGUUCAUUACAGUAUACGGCAUCUUCUUCCUUCACUCCAUCCUCGAUCUCCUCCUGUGGCUCCGUGUACCGGUUUUCAAGGGAGCUAACUACGCUUCCGCUGCCACCGGCUUCUUGUGGUACGCAGUGGCCUACUAUUUCAGUGUAGACGACUUUAAGGCCACCAACCCGCCGCUGAUGGUGUCGGUGAUGUUGUGGACCUUCCCCAUGUACGUCCUGCUGCCCAUCGCCGCCUCCUUCGCCCUGGAGCCGCUGUGGCGCAGUGGUGUGGGCACACAGUUCGUGCGCGCCUUCUGUCUGCAGCUGUACGCCACCUGGUGCUGGCACUGCGCCUUGAUCCUCCACGAGCGCGGAGUCUUCCCAGGUUCCGGUCCGAAUCCAGCCUGGAUCCAGGACGACCACCGUAACAUCUCCUUCACAGCCGCCAUCUUCGGCUUCCACAUCUGCAUCAACGUCGUCUUCGCCUGCGCCACCUACUCGCUCGUCGCGCUGUACGUGCGCAUGCGCCACGGGUUCAAGGUCAACAACAACUCUGACCUCAGCAGGUCGUAUGGCUACACUGCCUUGACCUCUGAGGACAAGGCUGGUGCGACCCUGACCUUGAAGCAAGGUGCUGACGCCAAACUACUCAGUGCCUUCGGGUCAUCGUGAAGAUGUGUGUGGUUGGGUGAGUGAGAGGAGGUGGGGUCAUGUCUGUGAGUGGUGUCAUCUGUGUGAGUGGUGUCAUCUCUGUGUGAGUGGUGUCAUCUCUGUGUGAAAACACUAGUUUGUGUGGAAUGGAGGACUGUCGUGAACAAGCUUCGAUCAUUGUCUAUGUUGUUGCUGGACAGGUGAGUGAUGGUGACGUUCGCAGUUGUUGUCCUGUCACUCACCGCUCAGGGACGUGACUUCAGCUCACUGUCGAGACUCAGUGAUGUACUUGACUACUUAUUGUCAGUAACAUUAUUUACCACAUGUGUGUGUGUGUGUGUAUUUUGUUGCGGCAGUCAAAGCACGUGAUUGAUCACACCCACUCUCCCGCAGCCACCAUGUCGGUGUUUAGCGUUUGAUCCACCUUGUAGUCGUGCGCGUCGCCAGGUGAGCACAAAUCUCACGAACCUUCUGCAGUUUAUAAGAAGUAGGCCCAACCAGGUAACAAAGGACUAAUUUGUUGUAAGUUCCUGAUGGAUAUAUGCCCAUCAGAAGGUGCCUCGCUUUGAGUUUCUCAUGAACUGGUUUCCCUCUUCUCCCUCGCCUGUUGCACACCCCACCUCCCCACCCCACUCCCCCGCCAUGUGUACAUAUAUGUCCAGGUAUUUGUGUGUGCAGUGUACAUUGUACAGUUUAACGAAACGGUGAGUUUGUUAUGUAAGUUAUGUUACGGAGCACUUAGUAAUAAACCAU
This is a messenger RNA of Pomacea canaliculata, 2221 nucleotides long. RefSeq names its product transmembrane protein 45B-like. The transcript has 6 exons. The record is from RefSeq and is a predicted model, not a curated record. Lineage: Eukaryota; Metazoa; Mollusca; Gastropoda; Architaenioglossa; Ampullariidae. The coding region runs from base 566 to 1489 and encodes 307 amino acids.